Messenger RNA from Culex quinquefasciatus (southern house mosquito), 249 nucleotides. Its product is annotated as zinc finger protein. The annotation marks the transcript as partial. The record is from RefSeq and is a predicted model, not a curated record. Gene Ontology annotation, molecular function: chromatin insulator sequence binding. Gene Ontology annotation, biological process: regulation of transcription by RNA polymerase II. The transcript has 2 exons. Lineage: Eukaryota; Metazoa; Arthropoda; Insecta; Diptera; Culicidae. Gene Ontology annotation, cellular component: chromosome.
AGCUGCACAUGCGAAGUCACUCCGACGAGCGCCCGUUCGCUGCGACGUCUGUCCCGGCAAGUUCAAGUGGGAAAGACCCUGCAGGAGCACAAGCUGAUUCACACCAAGGAGAAGCCGUUCCAGUGUGACAUUUGCGAGAAGUGGUUCCGUACGAAAACGCUGCUGAGAAACCACAAAUUUCUUCACACCGGGUUGCGGCCGCACGUGCGUUAUUUGCAACAAGGACUUCCGGUGGCGCUUCAAUCUUAA